Amborella trichopoda is the source of this 861-nucleotide messenger RNA. NCBI's taxonomy places the organism in Eukaryota, Viridiplantae, Streptophyta, Magnoliopsida, Amborellales, Amborellaceae. The record is from RefSeq and is a predicted model, not a curated record.
AUGUCAUGGGAGAAAAAUCCAGGGAUUCUACACUUUGUUCUAGUUCCUGGGGCGUGCCAUGGUGCUUGGUGUUGGCAUAAAAUUGUUUCACUUUUGAGGAAUAAAGGCCAUAAGGUCUCAGCGGUGGACCUUGCUGGUGCAGGAAUUGAUCCAAGAGAUGCAGACUCCAUCUCCUCCUCUGAAGAGCACAACAAGCCCCUUAUCGAUCUCAUCUCAACAAUCCCAGAUGAUGAAAACUUGGUAACAUCAUUUUGGGUGAGGGAAGUCAAGGGUCCAAAUCAUGGUUCAAAACCAACGCUCGGAUUAGAGACGUCGCAGGUUGUUUUGGUGGCUCACAGUGCAGGUGGGCUGAGCCUGGGUUAUGCCCUUCACUUGUUUGGGAAGAAAAUAAGUCUCGCAGUAUAUCUUACUGCUGUAGUGCACAAAGGCUUAGACUCUGAUGACAAGGAACAGUUUGGUGAUCAUUGGGAGUUUGGUUUUGGGCUUGGUCCAGAUAAGCCACCUACGAGCGCAUUGUUUCGUAGAGAGACACAAAGAGAACUUCUAUACCAACUUAGUCCAGAUGAGGACUCAACCCUAGCUUCUAUGCUCUUGAGGUCAUGGCCAUUGGGUUCUAUCUAUAAUGCAUGCUAUGAAGGAGAACACACAAAAGAUAUUGACAAGGUACCUCGAGUUUAUAUAAAGACAUUGAAGGACAAUUUACUGAAGCCAGAGCUACAAGAGGAGAUGAUCAAGUGUUGGCCACCAACAGAGGUAAUGACCAUGGACACAGACCACAGCCCAUUUUUCUCGGCACCCAAUGAGUUGCUAGGCUUGCUGCUCAAGGCUUCAGCUUUGUAUUGUGGGGAAAGAAUUUCUUAA